UUUCCAGAGGGGAGGCGGAGGCUGCCCGCAGGCGGUGCCCGCGCCCGGGGGCAGCAGCUCAGCCCCAUGUCCAGAGGAGGGGAGAUGGUUUAUAUCCCGGAUGACUCCGACUUCAGCUCCUUCAGGGAUCAGUGCGAGAGCCUGGAGGGCUGGCACUGUCGGUACAACAAGGCUGGCGUGACCGUGUGGAGUCAGGGCCAGGAGGAAAGCUGCACCGUGCAGAAAAUCAAGACCCGCAUCUCCUGCAAGGACGUUCCUGCCGAGACCCUCUAUGACGUGCUGCACGACACCCGCUACCGCAAGAAGUGGGACUCCAACAUGAUCGAGACCUACGACAUCGGCCGCCUCACCGUCAACGCUGAUGUUGGAUACUACUCCUGGAAGUGCCCGAGCCCCUUGAAGAACCGGGAUUUCGUCACGCUGCGCUCCUGGCUGCCCCUGGGCAAUGACUACAUGAUCAUCAACUACAGCGUCAAGCACCCGAAAUACCCGCCGAGGAAGGAUUUUGUGAGGGCGGUGUCCCUGCAGACCGGGUACCUGAUCAAGGCCAACGGGGACGGUGCCUGCAUCCUCUAUUACCUCACCCAGGUGGACCCUCGUGGGUCGCUGCCAAAGUGGGUGGUGAACCGCGUGUCCCAGUUCGUGGCACCGAAGGCGAUGAAGAAGAUCUACAAGGCUGGGCUGAAGUACCCAGAGUGGAAGCGCCGGCACGACCCUGAGUACAAGCCCUGGGUGUACCCCGAGCAGAACACGCUGCCCAGCGUCAGCCUGGCCGAGCUCUCCGUGCAGCACGCGGAUUCCCUGGAAAACAUCGACGAGACCGGGCUGCCUGAGGAGCACCUGAGCACCAGCGACCACGAGGCCUGAGCCCUCCGCACAGGACAAUCCCCUCAGCAGCGAGGCUUGGCACCCAGGGGGCACAGCUGGGAAUUUGGCUCCCUGCUUCCCAAUAGUCACAUCUGCUCUCCAGCUCCUUCAUCACUGACCCCCCUUCACCUCCCUGCCCAGGCAGUGGGGAAAUGUCCCGUGGGAUCUGCGUCACAGGGAGGAUGGGCAGCCUGGUGCUCCCUGUGCCCAUGGAGGUGUCCCCGCAGGAGACAGCACUGGCAGUGUGUGUUCUGAGAGGCUGAGGUGGGCAGGAGCUUUCCUGGCUCCAGGAUAUGGCUCUGUAAGACCCUCAAAGGCCCAGAAAUGGGGGGUCUGUGAGGCUCCCUGUGUGCUCAGGUUUUGGAGCAGCACAAGGUUUGGACUGACCCCAUCCAGCCUGAGGUCCAGCUCUGCCAACCCCAAGGUCAGGCUGGACUCACUCCAGCUCUCCCCUCCCCUCCAAGCUUAGUGUGACCCCUCCCCAUCUCAGGGAGCCCUCCCAGGUCCUCUCCUGAGCACCAGGCUCACCUCUGCAGGCUGGCUCUAGCCCAGCUGGCUCUGGGGACCCCCUCCCCUGGUGGUUUGUGGGGUUUGUCCUGGCAGUGGGGUCUUGGGCCCCCCAUGUCUCCACUCCCCCAGCGUUCGCCGCCGCUGUGGCACAACAAUAAAGGGGUUGGUGUGUGUGAGAGCUCACCGGGCUGGCACAGGAUGGGGAAGGGGCUGGCACGGAGCCCACCCAGAGGCAGCCAGGUCUGAG
Messenger RNA from Cyanistes caeruleus (blue tit), 1624 nucleotides. RefSeq names its product START domain-containing protein 10-like. Lineage: Eukaryota; Metazoa; Chordata; Aves; Passeriformes; Paridae. The record is from RefSeq and is a predicted model, not a curated record. Gene Ontology annotation, molecular function: lipid binding.